This is a messenger RNA of Cariama cristata (Red-legged seriema), 2227 nucleotides long. RefSeq names its product kelch-like family member 22 (gene KLHL22). Gene Ontology annotation, molecular function: protein binding. Gene Ontology annotation, cellular component: polar microtubule; nucleus; Cul3-RING ubiquitin ligase complex. The record is from RefSeq and is a predicted model, not a curated record. The transcript has 6 exons. Bases 45 to 1961 code for a protein of 638 amino acids. Gene Ontology annotation, biological process: protein monoubiquitination; proteasome-mediated ubiquitin-dependent protein catabolic process; positive regulation of TORC1 signaling. Lineage: Eukaryota; Metazoa; Chordata; Aves; Cariamiformes; Cariamidae.
GAUCUCAUUCCGCUACAGCUGGUGGCUGAGCAUUUCUGCCUGGGAUGGCGGAGGAUCAGGAGCUGACUCAGCCACACAAAGCUCAACUCGAGCCCUCCCUUCAGCAGCGCACCAGCAACACAUACCGCAGUGCAGAGCACUCCCAGGCCUUGCUCAGUGGCUUGGUAUCUCUGCGAGACAGCAGCAUCCUCUUCGAUGUAGUUCUGGUAGUGGAAGAGAAACCUAUUGAGGCUCAUCGCAUACUUCUAGCUGCAUCCUGUGACUAUUUCAGAGGAAUGUUUGCAGGAGGACUGAGAGAGAUGGAACAAGAAGAAGUUCAUAUUCAUGGCAUCUCCUACAAUGCAAUGUGUAAAAUCUUGAACUUCAUUUACACUUCUGAGCUGGAACUCAGUGUGAACAGUGUACAGGAAACCUUAGCUGCAGCCUGUCAGCUUCAGAUUCCAGAAGUCAUUAAGUUCUGUUGUGAUUUUCUGAUGUCCUGGGUAGAUGAAGAGAACAUCCUUGAUGUAUACAGACUAGCCGACCACUAUGACUUGAGACAUUUGAGUGAUCAGCUGGACUCCUACAUUUUGAAGAACUUUGCAGCUUUCUCAAGGACACAAGUGUACCGACAGCUACCCUUGCAGAAGGUCUACUCCCUUCUCAGCAGCAACCGUUUGGAGGUUAACUAUGAGUUUGAAGUUUAUGAUGGGGCACUUUUUUACCAUUAUUCUCCAGAGCAACUGGAGACAGAUCAGGUCUCCCUGAUGGAGCCCCUUAAGCUACUUGAGACAGUUCGUUUUCCUCUGAUGGAACCCCAGAUCCUGCAAAGGCUUCAUGACAAAUUAAGUCCAUGUCCUUUAAAAGAUACAGUCGCGGAUGCAUUAAUGUACCACAAGAAUGAAUGUCUUCAGCCAAUGCUUCAGAGCUCCCAGACACAGCUGAGAUCAGAGUUCCAGUGUGUAGUGGGAUUUGGAGGGAUGCAUUCUACUCCAUCCAUUGUCCUCAGUGAUCAAGCCAAGUAUCUGAACCCCUUGUUGGGAGAGUGGAGGCACUUUACAGCUGCACUAGCCCCCAGAAUGUCCAACCAAGGGAUUGCUGUUCUCAAUAAUUUUGUGUAUUUAAUUGGCGGAGACAACAAUGUAAGUGGUUUUCGAGCAGAGUCAAGGUGUUGGAGGUAUGACCCACGACACAACAAAUGGUUCCAGAUCCAGUCCCUACAGCAAGAGCAUGCAGAUCUCAGUGUUUGUGUUGUGGACAACUAUAUAUAUGCCGUCGCAGGCCGAGAUUACCAUGAAGACCUGAGGGAAGUGGAGAGGUAUGAUCCUAAAAGCAACACUUGGGAAUAUGUGGCACCUCUGAAGAAGGAGGUAUAUGCACAUGCUGGAGCAGCACUGGAUGGGAAGAUGUAUAUUACUUGUGGGAGGAGAGGAGAAGACUACUUGAAGGAGCUACAAUGUUAUGACCCAAAGACUGACCGUUGGGAUGUUUUAGCGGAUGGUCCAGUGAGACGUGCUUGGCACGGGAUGGCUGCACUGCUAGGAAAGCUCUAUGUAAUUGGAGGAAGCAACAAUGAUUCUGGCUACAGAAGGGAUGUUCACCAGGUUGCCUGCUAUAGGCCCAGCACUGAUCAGUGGACAAAUGUAUGUCCACUUCCUGCAGGACAUGGAGAGCCAGGUAUUGCAGUCUUAGACAACAGGAUCUAUGUCUUGGGAGGCAGAUCCCACAACAGAGGAAUCCGCAUGGACUAUGUCCACAUUUACGAUGCAGAGAGAGACUGUUGGGAGGAAGGACCCCAGCUGGAGGAUGAUAUUUCUGGGAUGGCUGCCUGCGUCCUCACUUUGCCCAGGGCUAUUUUAAUGGAAACAGAGAAAUGGUUCUCAGAAUGGCACGCAGACCGUGUGAAGUAUCACCUUGACUUUCCAUCAGAAGUUAUGAGCGUAUCAGACUGGGAGGAAUUUGAUAAUUCAAGCGAAGAUUAGAAAACUUUAAUAUUUAUUUUUUGCCAGUGGAUGAGGAAAUUAAGGCUUGGAGAAAAUAGUAGAGAUUUUAUAUGACUUUCUUAUAUACAUAAAUCAGUAUUUAAAGGUUUGAAAAAUAAGUGUUCUGCACACAAUGCCAUUCACAGUCAAUAUCUGCCCAUCUGCAAGUGUUCUGCACAAAAUGCCACUUACAGUCAGUAUCUGCCCACCUGCCAGAAAGCAGCAUUCUUAAAGUAACUACAGAACUGCCAUUUUCCCCCAGUUAA